This is a messenger RNA of Yamadazyma tenuis ATCC 10573, 889 nucleotides long. It is a transcript of the gene CDC36, whose product is annotated as CCR4-NOT core subunit. Gene Ontology annotation, biological process: nuclear-transcribed mRNA poly(A) tail shortening; regulation of DNA-templated transcription. The record is from RefSeq and is a predicted model, not a curated record. Gene Ontology annotation, cellular component: P-body; CCR4-NOT core complex. Lineage: Eukaryota; Fungi; Ascomycota; Pichiomycetes; Serinales; Debaryomycetaceae.
ACAUUUUAAACCACUAAUGCUUCCACCAGGACUAACGGCGAAUACCCCGCCCUCGUCUAGCGCGAUAUCUAACGGCAAUGGCAACGGCUCAGUGGUCCUAGACAAUGACAUGGCCAAGUACGGCUUACAAGGCGUGGCUUCAUUGGUGAAAAUGGAUAACCCUGAGAAGACGACCUUUUCCAUAGGACAAGAUUUGAACCUAUUGGGAUUGGACUUGGGUUCCAACUCGCAAAUCUUGAAGAACUUGGCAUCUCCUUGGUCGGAAACCUCGCGGUCUGAGGUCGAACCUUACUUCACAUUACCCGAAUCCAUCCAACCUCAAAAUAUCAUUCCUGCUCCCGGACCUUGUGAUUCCAAGAUUCAAUCGUUUUCUGAUGAAACAUUAUUCUACAUUUUCUACAUGAAACCAAGAGACACGCUCCAAGAGUACGCUGCCAGGGAAUUGGUGGCUCGGAAUUGGAGAUACCACAAGGAAAUUCAGGUGUGGUUAACAAAAGAUAGUAAUGUGGAGCCGGUGUUGAUCAGUCAGGAUGUGGAAAAGGGUGUUUACAUCUUUUUCGAUCCACACAACUGGGAAAAGAUUAAAAAGGAGUUUGUAUUGCACUAUUCAUCAGUCCAAGCAUAAGGCUCUUUUAGUAAUGACUCUAUUCUUUAUGAUAUGUAACUUUAUCAACUUUGACCUCUUCCCCUAGAUAAGUAUAAAUAUAUAAUGUGCAAGUUGAGGUGUGGGUUUCCAAGAGACAAAAGGAUGGGAUGUUGGAUGUUUGGUGUGCGACCUGGGCAAUAUCUUCGGCGGUGAAGUCGGGAUCACUGUCUUUUUGGAUCUGGCCUGAUUUUGUUGAUGCUGGUUCUUCAUAUUCCUUUUCUUCUUUUUCUUCCGAUUCGUUGG